AAAUCCAUCACAAAUUGGGCUUGGCUUCGCAAAAUCAAGUCACGUGACACAUUUGACAGAUGUUUGAGUGAAUCUUAACCUUAAAAAUGGAACCGGACGAAAAACACAAGAGCCAAAAGCCGGCCCCUACAGACGAUCCGGAAUGCAUUUAUCGCAUUUACAACGUCCUCUCUUACUUCAUCGUCCUCGUAGUGAUCGGAAUCCCGGUCUGGUGGUACACCACCCGGGUCUACAGGGCGAGUCUGCCCCUGGACCGCAUGUUCGACGUGACCCUCGCCAACAAAACCGACAAACAGUUCGGAAUCCCCCUUAGCCUCGAAUACGACGUCCUUAUCACAAUUGUAAACCCGGACCCAGAAAACCUACACGUGGAGCUCGCCGGUGAGGACCUUGACGCGAAUCUCCAGCCCUUCCUUUCCAAAAUAUCCCCAAUCGCGGAUUUCAUCGUCAAGUCGCAGUGGCUGUAUUUGACCGAGCUGGGGGCCAUCCCGCGCAAAAUCAUCGACAAGUACGUACUGUACGAGGAGCAACUCCCGCACGUUAUAACCCCCUUGGAGAAGAAACUCUGGUCGCAUCUAUCGCCCCGACCGUGCUUGAACCUCGUCUUGUACGUCUCGCACUGCAAUGUGCCCCUGUUUAUACGAAACAGUCGGGAUGAAGACACCGCUAACGCGUUUUUCAGCCCCAGGUGGGGCGGCAUUUACAUCAUAAACCCGGAUCAGAAUUCUUGCUAUGUUAAAAACUUCAAACCCGAUGUGCAACUCAUCACGGCGACGUUUAUAUCGCAAUUAGGGAAGAUGCUGAAAAUGGGGGGCACCACAGAGAGGGAUGUUCAAGAUUUGAUGAGACGCAAAGCUGAAGAUAUGGUCGACUCGACUCGCAGGACGUUAAAAUCACUGGCACAGCUUUUAUCGGAAAUAAACAGUAUUGUGAUAAGCGAUGACGUGGCGCUGAAAAUACAAAUUGCGGUGGAUAAUGCUGACGUUGCUGAAGACUUGUUGGGGAAAAAUGAUGUUGAAAAUGCGCUAAAUUUUGCCAAAGUUGCGUUUAAGAAUGCCGAGGCCGCGUUCAGUGACCCGUCUUUACUGGCUUUGCUUUACUUCCCUGACGAUCAAAAGUAUGCCGUUUACAUCCCUCUGUUCUUACCUGUAAUGAUCCCAGUGCUGAUGUCUUUAAUAACUGUGAAAAAGUGGUACAAAGAGAAGAAGUUAAAGACUGAAUAAUUUUUUAUUUUAAAUAAAACAAGCUUUACACAAAA
Messenger RNA from Tribolium castaneum (red flour beetle), 1258 nucleotides. RefSeq names its product Phosphatidylinositol glycan anchor biosynthesis class S (gene PIG-S). The transcript has 3 exons. Bases 87 to 1223 code for a protein of 378 amino acids. Gene Ontology annotation, cellular component: GPI-anchor transamidase complex. The record is from RefSeq and is a predicted model, not a curated record. Gene Ontology annotation, biological process: attachment of GPI anchor to protein. Lineage: Eukaryota; Metazoa; Arthropoda; Insecta; Coleoptera; Tenebrionidae.